CUACUGACACUAGAGGACACACGGCCUCUCUCAUCCUUCUCAUAUCUUUUUCUCCUGUAUCUAUUUAACACAGUGCGUACUAUCCCAUAUAAAUGACUCAUAAUACACGGGACAAUUAGCACUUGGUGUCAUGGACUCCUCGUAAAUACUGUUAUUCAACACUUCUUUACUUGCGUUUUCUUGUACGGAAGACUAUCAAAUAAUACUUCCGGUUCUUGUGACUUCCGGAUAAGUGAGUUAAAUUGUGAACUCAUGGAAACCGGUUUCGAUUUAGUGAAUUCUACUCGUGAAGAAUAUUCUUGCAGGUUUAGAAAAGAAUAAAAAUGAGGAUAGAUGGUUCUGGAACGGGUUCUACUUGGUAAAAUAAUUACAAGAUCAAUAAAGAUGGCGUCCAAUACCAGGAGUAAAAAGGAAGAAAUUACCCGUGGAGCUAUUCAAGUUGGGAAACGAAAUGAUGAUCAGUUCUCUACCUCCAGUAGCAGUACAACUAACAGUCCCAGGAUGUCAAGAUCUGCUAAACGAUGCAUGACGAGUGCUAGAGAAUCUGAUCUGCUACAGAAAGUAAAAAGUGUGGUCCCCAAUCUAGUCAAUAGUAUGCAUAAGGGACAGUGUGGUAGAAUAGCUGUAUUCGGAGGGUGUAUUCUCUACACUGGAGCUCCAUACUUUGCAGCUAUAUCAGCCUUAAAGGUUGGAGCGGACCUUGUACAUGUAUUCUGUGAGAAAGAUGCUGGAACUGUGAUAAAGACGUAUAGUCCUGAACUCAUUGUACACCCUGUACUAGAUACUGAGUACGGUAUGGAGGAGAUUGAUUCAUGGCUUCCCAGAUUACACUGUAUAGUGCUGGGCCCUGGUCUUGGUAGAAAUCAAUCUAUGUUGGGUAGAAUAUCUUUAAUAUUAGACAAGGUCAAAUCGUUCAAUGUUCCAAUUGUGAUAGACGCAGAUGGUUUGUGGCAUCUUACAACCAAUCCGGGGAUUCUCAAGGGGUACAAGAAGGCAGUGAUUACACCGAAUGCAAUGGAGUUCUCCAGACUCGUUAAAUCUAUUCUCUGCAAGGAUAUACCUCCUAAUGGACUACCUGACCCUAAGCUAGUGGCUGAAUUAUCAACUGCACUGGGUCAUGUGACUGUAGUUCACAAAGGAGCCCAUGAUAUAAUCUCCAAUGGUCUAUAUACUGAGAUCUGUGAUACUGCUGGCUCUCCAAGAAGAUGUGGUGGGCAGGGUGACCUACUGGCUGGUUCUCUAGCUACAUUCCUUCACUGGUCCUUGGCGCACUCUGACCUACCAGCUCCUGGACCAACUAUGAUUGCUGCGUGGGGAGCAUGCCGGUUAACUCGAGGCUGUGCUGCACAGGCAUUUAAUGAGUGCGGCAGAUCAGCGACUACUACAGACCUCAUUAAUCAGAUACAUGCAGAGUUCACAAGAUUGUAUGAGAAUGAAACCUACUUAUAAAGGAAAAGACAUCAGACACUAGACAAGAGACACCAGAAACUAGACAAGAUAUACCAGAAACUGAAUCAAGGACACCAUACACUUAGGAAAAAAAAUUGCAUUCUCUGGAUGUCGUCUUACCUUGCGAUGUUGAAACUAUAAAAGAUUCAAGCAUAUUCUGUUCUCCUGUAAAUAAUAAAAUGAAAACCUAACUAUUAAAUCGAUUGAUCAAUUGAUUACUUUAUUGAUUGAUUUGUUGAUUAACUAUACAGCAUUUUCUCUUAUCAUGACGCCGUUUUACAUUGUCUGACCAAAGUGUGCAACUUGGAAAGUUUUUAUUGUUAAAGAAAAUGAGCUUUGGCCACAAACUCAAAUU
Eurytemora carolleeae is the source of this 1804-nucleotide messenger RNA. It is a transcript of the gene Naxd, whose product is annotated as ATP-dependent (S)-NAD(P)H-hydrate dehydratase. Gene Ontology annotation, biological process: metabolite repair. Bases 334 to 1449 code for a protein of 371 amino acids. The transcript has 16 exons. Lineage: Eukaryota; Metazoa; Arthropoda; Copepoda; Calanoida; Temoridae. The record is from RefSeq and is a predicted model, not a curated record. Gene Ontology annotation, molecular function: ATP-dependent NAD(P)H-hydrate dehydratase activity.